AUGGACUUAUCAUAUCCAAUAUUCCAUCCUUUCCUCUUUCUCUACCAAGUAUGGCAAUUCUUCCUUGCCAAACUUCUUUCUCCUUCCCCUCCAGUUGAUGGUCAAAAGCUUGGAAGACCAAAAAUUGCAAUUAUUGGUGCUGGAUUGACUGGUGUUUCUGCUGCUUCUCACUGUGUGGGCCAUGGAUUUGAUGUGCAAAUCUUCGAGGCUGGUCCUAGGAGUCAAUUGGGUGGUAUCUGGAGUAGAGUCAACAGUACAUCUGGUCUACAAAUUCAUUCCUUGAUGUACCGAUUUCAUCCCUCCGUUCAAUGGCGAGGUGGCUAUCCAAAUCAACAACAAAUCGUAUCUCAAAUCACCGAACUUUGGAAGCGAUAUGGUCUAGAAGAGAAAACAAAGUUCGAUACUAAAGUCGAGAAAGUGUAUCAAGACGACAGAGGACGAUGGAUAAUCAAUAACACGUCAGAAGGACGAUUCGAAGGUAUCAUCGCAGCAGUGGGAACCUGCGGAGAUGUAAAAAUACCACAUAUCCCAGGCAUGGACAAAUUCAAGGGGGAGAUAUAUCAUUCAAGUGAUCUCACCGGUAAAGACGCAAAGGGAAAGAAAAUCAUUAUCAUUGGAGGUGGUGCAAGUGCAGUUGAAGCAUUGGAAUUUGCGACCCAUGAGGAAGCAGCUGAGACCACAAUUUUGGCCAGGAGUGACAAAUGGAUCAUCCCUCGAAAUGCUGUCGUGGAUAUGCUACUCGCAUUAAAUAUAUUCGGACAAGAAACAUUCUUGAGUUGGAUACCAGAAACUCUUCUCAGAAAACUCUUUUACAGAGAUCUAGAAGAUCUAGCUCCUAACGACAAAGGAUUAUUCACUGGUACACCCAUGGUCAAUUCAGACGUCAUGGAUAAAAUCCGUCAAGGAAAAGCCGAAUGGUUACGUGGCGACAUUAAAGGAUUCACCGAAGAUGGUAUCAAGUUCAAUCUUCGCGCAAAAGGUGUUCCACCAGGUGGCCCUGGAAAAUCCAAACUCGUAAAGGGUGAUAUCGUCGUAAUGGCUACAGGAUUCGACCGUCCAUCUCUCGACUUCCUCCCCUCAGACACUUUCCAAGAUCCUUACUCGCCGCCUAACUGGUAUCUCCAAACCUUUCCUCCCUCACAUCCAUCCAUCUGCUGUAACAAUUGCACAUACGUCAAUGCCAUUGGUGCGGUAGGCAAUUGGCAUAUCGGAAUCUACACACGUAUUCUUCUCAUGUUUCUAUCUGAUCCACUAACCAGGCCUAGACCCUUCUGGAUGGAACGCUGGAUUGAUAUGACGCGAUUCCUUAAAAGAUUCAGUCCAACGGGCGCGUUUGAUUUCUUUACAUAUCUGGAGCUGGUAUGGUGGUUCACGUUUUGUAUCGCGAUCAAUCCAUUUAGAUGGAAGUGGGCUCUCUUUGUGUUCACGGGUAUCGGAAGAGGAUUGCCAAGGAAGGUUGUAGAAGCGGAGGAUUCUUUGAGGGGAACGUUAGGAUGGAGAAAUGGACAUAACGAGAAUCAUGAUCAAGGCAAGAGCCUUUAA
Messenger RNA from Sclerotinia sclerotiorum 1980 UF-70, 1542 nucleotides. RefSeq lists its product as hypothetical. Gene Ontology annotation, molecular function: flavin adenine dinucleotide binding; NADP binding; N,N-dimethylaniline monooxygenase activity. NCBI's taxonomy places the organism in Eukaryota, Fungi, Ascomycota, Leotiomycetes, Helotiales, Sclerotiniaceae. The coding region runs from base 1 to 1542 and encodes 513 amino acids. The record is from RefSeq and is a predicted model, not a curated record. The transcript is spliced from 2 exons.